Molecule: messenger RNA, 1381 nt
Organism: Diaporthe batatas
Lineage: Eukaryota; Fungi; Ascomycota; Sordariomycetes; Diaporthales; Diaporthaceae
Exons: 2
Coding region: 508-1293 (261 amino acids)
Molecular function (GO): oxidoreductase activity, acting on the CH-OH group of donors, NAD or NADP as acceptor
Source: RefSeq, a predicted model, not a curated record
CUGCUUUCUCCAAAAAAAAAAGCCACCGAUGGGCAAUUCCCCAGAUGCAGCGACGUCAGCGGGGUUGUGCCUUGGGCAAUUCCCAUUUCCCCCCUGGAGGAGCCCCUCUCCCCCGCACCCACCCACUCAAUUGUCCUCCCGACGGGCGAGGCCCCCAAAAAGUGGGCAAUUCUCGCCGAUGGUUGCCGCCCUCGUUCACCACGCGCCUGGAUCGGAGCGAGCCUGGGACACUGGGGUCAACUUAUUUGUCCACCGCCCCGUUGGAUCACGAGAUGCUUGGGCUGGACAGAUGGACUAAUAAACUAGAGGCUUGACCUGACUUGACCUGACUUGGCCGUGCACGCUCAUGACCACCCUUGCCUGUUGACUGACUCUUCCCCUUCGCUCGUGCCGUGUGUGUGACUGUCAGAAGCCGUCACGAGAGUGUGGAAGCCGAGUUCAAAGUGUCGAGGGGAACGGAAACAAUAGACAGACUUCACUGCCACAGCCACUACCACAACCACAGCCAUGGCCCACAACGCCCUCUUCUCCCUCGAGGGCCAGACAGCCCUCAUCACGGGUGGCACGCGAGGCAUCGGCCAGGCCAUCGCCGUCGCACUCGCCGAGGCAGGCGCAGACAUCCUCCUGGUCCAGAGAGACACCUCCAACCAGUCCACCCUCCAGUCCGUCGAGGCCCUCGGCCGCAAGGCCCAGAUCUACACCGCCGACCUGGCCUCGCCCCAGGACGUGGCCGGCCUCGUGCCGCGGGUCCUCGCCGACGGCCACCAGGUGCGCAUCCUGGUCAACUGCGCCGGCAUCCAGCGCCGCCACCCGUCAGAGAAGUUCCCCGACGCCGACUUCGCCGAGGUCCUGCAGGUGAACCUCAACACGCCCUUCGCCCUGUGCCGCGACGUCGCCGCCCACAUGCUCGGGCUGCCCGAGCACGGCACCACGGGCCGCAGGGGGUCCAUCAUCAACUUCGGCUCCCUGCUCAGCUUCCAGGGCGGCAUCACCGUCCCCGCCUACGCCGCCUCCAAGGGCGGCGUCGCCCAGAUGACAAAGACCUUUGCCAACGAGUGGACCAGCCGCGGCGUCACCGUCAACUGCAUCGCCCCCGGGUACAUCGCCACCGACAUGAACGAGGCCCUGCUCAACAACCCCGAGCGGCUCAAGAGCAUCAGCGAGAGGAUACCCGCCGGCCGCUGGGGCACGCCCGACGACUUCAAGGGCCCGACUGUGUUUCUUGCGAGCAAGGCCGGCGCGUACAUGAGCGGGCAUACCUUGACUGUUGAUGGUGGGUGGAUGGGAAGGUGAUCUUGUAUAUAUAUAGAGUGUUUGAAUUUAGAAGUAUUUAUUUAUGUAUGUAUGUGUGUGUGUCAAAUAUCAAUUCCCCAUUACAGAC